This is a messenger RNA of Besnoitia besnoiti, 6060 nucleotides long. RefSeq lists its product as uncharacterized. Bases 1 to 6060 code for a protein of 2019 amino acids. The transcript is spliced from 8 exons. NCBI's taxonomy places the organism in Eukaryota, Apicomplexa, Conoidasida, Eucoccidiorida, Sarcocystidae. The record is from RefSeq and is a predicted model, not a curated record.
AUGGGAGGACACGACUCUGACGCGACCCUCCUGCUGUCCUCCUCGCUGGAGCUCGGUGGCAGCAGAGAGGACGAAGAGGGAGACGAAGGAAAGGGACUGGAGCCCCAGAGGCGCGAAGGGGCGAGGCCGUGCGGGCAGGAGGCGCGCGCGGAAAGGAGAGAGGCGAGGGAGCGAGGAGAAAACCGCGAAGGAGGCAGGCGCCGCUGCGCCGAGGAGGAAGGGAACGUACAUGCGAAAAGACCAGAAAGAGCGCCUUUUCAGAGUCGCGCAGGGCACGCAAGAAACGGCCGAGUCGAGGAGGACAGCCGGUGCGGAGACGCACGAAGCGAGGCUCCAACGCAGGACGGAAAGCAUUCAGCCUCUGAAAAGUGGCGCAGAGGGACUCAACGAGAUGAAAAGACUUUUGCGCGGGGCUCCCUUCACACACUCGGCAGGGGGGAGUUGGGCAACGUGAACAAAGGAGGAGGACCAGGAUCGGUUGAUGAGGACGCGGAGCCCGACAGAGAAGACGCCCAGUCGCCCGCGGCGCGAGUGUGCGGCGGUGGAAAAAGCAUCGCGGCGGGCAUCCGAUCAAAACAAACCGAGCGGCAGAAGACACAGAAGGAGAGCCCCAGGCGCAUGCAACAGGCCGCCCUCGACGAAUCUCUGUUGUUGCCUUCGCUUUCUCCUCUCGCCUUCCGUCGCCGCUCCCUCCCUUCCUCACCGUCUCCCUGCACUUCGCUAGCGUCUUCGCGAAGCGCGUCGAGGCGCUGGAGGCCGAGAGGUUCGCCGCGACGGUCUCAGCAGGGACAGCGAGGCGAAGGCGGCGCGAGGGAAGAAGGGUCAGGCUCCUCCCUCUGCACCGACAGCGACGCUCACUCAUGUCUCCGGUGCUCCUGCUGCGGCCGCAGAGCGACCGCGGAGGAGGCGCAUGCGUACGGCUUUGUCCUUUCGGUCUCCUCGUCCGUGUCUUCGAGUGAGAGCGACGACAGUGGAGAGGCGCGCGCGGGGAGGCGGGCAGCUGCGGAGGGUCGCGAGAGUGCAGCGAGCGCAGACAGCCUGAGGCGGCUGAGGACGGAUCUCUCCCCCUCGAGGCGAAAAAGCAGAGAGGAAGAUACAUCUGGAGACCGACCGCGGGAAAGAGAAGCGCCUGAGGCGCCUGGCGGAGAGGGCGCAGGGGGCUCCGACGUGUCCCCACCGCGGUCGUUGGGCGAGAAAGCGACAGGUCCCAAGCUCCCUUCCGGAAGCGGCAGACGCAGACCCGACUCUACCUUCUCGGCGGGGGCAGCGGAAGCCAGGGGCGCAGGGCUCUCGCGCUGCCUCUCAACGUUGCUAGGAAGACGGGGAAGGAGCGAGACAGGCCGGAGGGAGGCGAGAGCUGCGCUAGCGCCGCCGGAGAAAGGACCUGCUUCUCCGAAGGCUGCCUUACUCUGUGGUUGCGGCCUCUCCGCAAGCUGCCUGGAUGCGCGGCAGAGCUCCGCCGCCGCCAACUCCCCUGGAAAGCAGCGGCGUGGUCGGGCGUCGUCGUUGCGCGCGUGUUCCGUCUCUCUUUUCUCUUCCUCUUCCGCUUGCGGCCGCGUCUCCUCAGCUUCGGUUCCUCCUAGUCUCAACGAGCCUCUUUCUCUCGCGGCGAAGCCGCCAGGGAGCGCCAGCGGGGGCAUGUCUCAUUCGCCCGUUGCCUCUUCUCUCUUCUUUCCGCCCUCCGCUAAAGGUGAAACGAGGAGGGCGCCGCGGACCCCCCCUUCGAACGCCUCCUCUCUGGGGCAGCCAGACGCACACGUCUCGCCGCUGGUCGCCUCGUCGCUUUCGCUGCGCGAAGCGGCUGAGCAGAAAGAGGUGGCUGACACGGAGAAGAUCGGCGAGGAGACCCCAGCUGCUGGCAGAAAAAAGGCGGGGGAGACGCGUAGAGACAACGGGCGCGGAAACAGGCGUGCGCCUCCCUCCGUCCCGAGCGACGAGCGCCGCGCUCGCGAUGUUGGGAUUCAGAGUGUGGGGUGUUUCCCUCUCAGACCCUCGGGAGCCGAGCCGGGCGGCUUGGCGCCUCGCGCCGCGCCGGACGACAGCUGCUCACGUCGACGCCAGCGGGGCGAAUGGGAAGAAGAACUCGGGGGUGCUCCAUGGUCUCACGACAUCCGCCGCCCCUCUGCCGUUUGGGCUUCGCCCCGCCCUCCCUCCGCUGCUGCGUUUUUUCCCUCCUGGAAGCGUUCCACUCUGCUUCAGGCGUCUCCUCGCCGUCGGCAUUCUUCGUCUCCUCGGUGUGCGGCCUCUGGUUCGUUGACCCGUCCGCUUCCCCCGCUCCUUAGGUCUGUCGGACAUUCGGCUGCGCGCCCCCCCGACGCUGCAUGCGUCCCUGCUCCCUCUGCGGCUCCGCCUGGAUGUUUUCUUCCCUCUCUGUCGGCGGCCUCUUCGGGCGCCACCCUCUUCCCCCCGUGGUUUCCUCAGCUGCACGCCACUGGAGCCUUCUGCGGCAAGCCUCUCGCUCAGGUGCCGGCGCAGGAGGCCUCGCAGGCAGGGCGCGUGCCUACGAGGUCUCCCGGCGCCACAGCGCCUCUGCGCGCUUCGCCUGUCGAGAGCACUUUGCAGGCGUUCUCGCUGCUCGCUUUUCCGCCGCAGUGCGAAGCACCUCGCGCGCCGGUUUCUGGACUUUCGCUCCGCAGCCUCGUUGCCACCGGGCAAGCGGCACCCCGCGGCGUGGAAGGCGCCAAUGAAGACGAGGCGCUCAGCGAGCGAACCGCGGCGCUGGGUGGCGGCGUGUGGCGCCGCACGCGCAGCGAGGGAGAUAAGAACGCAGGCGAAAGGCGCGAAGGCAGGCGAGGCUGGAGGUGCGACGAAGAGAUCGCGCAUGCGCAGUUUUGGGGGGGAUGGGGUGUCUCUCCUCUUUUUGCCGAGGAGCGACGCGAGCCAGUCGCAGCCGAAGCGAGGAAACGGCUGAACGGGGAGGUGGAGGGAUGCAGCGCGUACGCACCUUGGAGCCGCAAGGAGGCGUCUGCGCGGCGCAGCGAAGGGAGCCUGGGGACGCGCCAGGAGAUCAGUUUUUCUGCGCGAGACGGCGGCUCGUCGGCUGACUCGAACUUUCUGUCUCUUCGCCGAUUUCUCCUCGACCAGAAGACUGAGGAACUGCGGCGGCAGCUGCUGGCGCUAGACCAGAUCGAGGAGACGGAGGCGAAGAAGCGGGAGGCGCGCGAAAGGCGCGAGCAGAGCCUGCGGGCGUCGCUUCAGAGUCUGAAGAAGAAGUACAGAGGCCUCGUUGGCGACUUCGCCUUCAACCUCCAGCUGCUGCGCGCGCGCGACGAAGAGCUCGAGCGCACCGAGCGAUUCGCCCUAGACCUCCACAGGGAGCUCAAAAAGCGCGAGAGAGAGCUAGAAGAAGAAACGAAGCAGAGGGCGGAGCAAAAGCGCGACCGCGAGCAAGAGGAACUGGCGCGAGCGGCCAAGGCGACGGAAGAAAGAGAGCGACAGAGCGAGGCGCUAUCCCACCUGCGCUGGCGACUCUGGGCGCUUUCGCUGCAGCUGGGCAACACCGAGAGAGAGAGGGAGAGAGAAAAGGCUGAUAUGGAGGCGAGGCUCGCGCGACUCAACCAAACGUACGAAGAAGAGCUCCAGACGCAACGCGCUGAGGCGGCGCGCAGGCGGGAGCUGGAACUAAAAAAGGCGGAGAAGAACGCGAGGCACAACCUCGACGACCUCGUGAGGAAACUCGAGGAAAGCGAAGGCAAAAGACGUGCCCUGGAGCAGAAGCUCUGGCAUAGCGACGACGAAAAGCAGGCGCUGGAGACGCGGGAAAAAGAAAACCUUGUCGCAAUCUCGCUCCUGGAGGAAGAAGUCUCGCACUUGAGAGCCGAAAAGGAGCACGCGGAGCGGUCGGGACAAAAUGUGGCGGCGGAAGGCGAAAAGCAAAUCCAAGAUUUGAAGAGACAGCAUGCGCAAGAAAUCGACCAACUCAAACGUCAGCUUGCGGAGCAGAAGGCACACGGCUUGGCGGCUCCAGCAGAGGUUCAGAAGCGCCACACAGAGCUCCUCGAGCGGCAGCGGGAGCAAGAGCGACUCAGUCUGCGAACUUCGCAGAGCUGGGAGCACCGGCUGGCGCGCGCGCAGCAGGAAACGCGCGAAGCCUUGCAGGGGGAGUUCGAGCGCGAGCGGGACCGUUUCCUGCAGCAGAACAAGGCGGCAGCGGACGCCCGCGGCGAGCUCGAGCGCCAGCUGCAAGAGGCGCGCGAAAAACUGUCUCAGCGAGAGUGGGAGCUGAGCAUGGCGGAGGGUCGCUUCCUCGCGGCCGAGGCGCUCCAGCAGCUGCCGCUGCUGCAUGGAGGCAAAUCCCUUGGGGGCGAGUUCGCGUCAAUCGGCGCGAGGGAAGCGAGCGGGUUCGUCGCGGCGUCGCCCGCUCAAGGCUGCCCGCUCCUCGAUGGGGCGGCGAAGCGCGCGACUUCUGCGCCGAUGCUCCUCGACGAGGCUCCGCUCUCCGUCGCACGAGCUCCGUUUUCCUCCCCGACGCCGCAGAGAGCAGACGCGCGACGCGAAAAUACGCCUCUUGUCCGCGCAGAGUCGGCGCUUCGAGAGCCAACCCAGGGGGCGACUGGUGGUGCAUCGCUUUCGGCGCCCCAAGGCGAGCCGAAAGCCGCGCAAGGAGCUCUGUUCCCCGGAGACCUGGGCACGAUUCAUCUUAGUCCUCUGCAGCUCUCGCCUUUGUUCUGCGGCACGGACUUCGGCACUGCCGUCUCGCCGCACCCGUCUCCGGGGGGCGGGCCUUCUGGCACUGCGUCCUCUUCGUCGUCUGCCGCCUCCUCUUGGCCUCGCCCUCUCCAGGCGGCUGCGGCUUCCGGACGGCUGGUGUCUCCCCGUUUCGGCGACGCAUCAGAAGCGCGGCAGCGCUUGAGGCCGCUACUGGACAGCGCCUGGCGGCUGCUCGCCGAAACGAAGGAGCCCGCAGAAAGAGAUGAGCAAGCGGGCUGCGGUCGCAGAGGCAAAGGCCCAGAGAAACGAAGCCGGGCGAGCGCCGCAGGAGACGCAAAGAGAGACAAGGCCGAGACAGCGGAAAGCCGCAGGCGGACGCCUUCUCCCGCGUGGAGAGGAGCCACGCAGAGAGAUCGCCGACGUCUAUCGGAGGGAGACACGGGCGUCAAAGAGGAGGAGCUUGUCGCAGUUCUUCACGCUCUGCUAGGUGCGUUGCGAGAGCUCGACACCUCGCGACGGCGCGCGCAGAGGCAACUGCUGGCCGUUGCGGAAGCCAAGGCGACUCUGCAGAAGGAGCGCGAGCAACUGAUGGAGAUCACCAACCGCCAGCGGAGCAGCCUGCACCGUCUUCUCGAUUCGCCUUCGUCUUCUGCAAGUCUCGCGCCUGGAGACGCCUCCAGUGCAGGGGUAGAAGGCUUGCGAGGCAAGGAGAGGUUGAGUGUGAAAUUUUGCGAGACGCGAGAGCGCGUGGGCGUGCAGGGCGGCGCAGGUGCGGGAGCCAACCGGGACGGCGCUGGCCUCCGGGUCGCGGAGCAGAAAGGCUGCGAGCACGACGGCGGGAAAGCAGGACACGGUCUCCGCGGUUGCAGCGGCGUAGACCCUCCGCGCGGCGGUCAACGUGGGCAGGAGGGCGCAGGCGGAAUGCAGUCAGAGGGCCUUGCCCUCCAAGUCGCUGGAGCCCCUGCGUUUUUCUCGUUUCAGCGCAAAAACGAGCCUGUGAAAGGGCGACGAGGGCGCAGCUCGUCCGUCGGCCGAAGGUGGGCGCAGGCGCGAGCGUCCAGCAGCGAAGACUUUCACCCGAGGUCCCUUCCGUUUCUCCCAGCUCUGCCGCCGACCAAGAAGGCCAGGGACUUAGAGGCUUUGGGGGCCCAGGCGCGGGGGUCAAGCCCGUCAGGUGAGGCUCGAGGCUGCGUGUCCGCGCGACGUGACGGAAGGCGGCACCAGCCAGUUUCGGUGUCUCGAAAAGAAGCGGCUUCCAUGGAGUUUAGGGCUCGAAGUGAGGAGACUUCAGGGCAGCGACUCGCUAGUGGCCGCGCGUCUGCCCCAGUGACCAACGCGCCGCUCCUGUGGAUUGUUCGGCGGCGACAGACGGAGGAGGCUGGAAAGAGCAAAGUAGAGGAAUAUGGUUAG